AUUUGUUGUAUAUUGUAAAUAAUAAAUAUAAUCUCAACAACGUUUUAAAUUGUGCUGGUAAUUUGUUUAUUCAGUAAUCAUUUUUUAAAAUGGCAGAAUCAGAAUAUAAUAGUAUAGAAGGUAUUUUAAAAAAAUUACCCACAGAUGACUAUCAAAAAAUACAGGACGUACUUUAUGGUACAGGGUGUAGAACAAUCCCAUUAUCAAAGGAAAUCUUAGAUCUAUCUGAGAAAUAUGACUUAGAAAUUGCAGCACACACUUUUAAUUGUAAAGAAGAACAACUUCGGGUACCACGAAAAACUAUAGUCGGUUUAUUUCAAAAUAAAACUCCGCUACCGACAUGGACUCCAAUAAAACAAAUGAGAGACGCCAUGUUGAAAAUGGCCGGUGAAACUUUGGAAAUCGCAUUUAAAGGAGGCGUCAACGUUUUUUGUUUUCAAGAAGCGUGGAAUAUGCCUUUUGCUUUUUGUACUCGAGAAAAAUCACCGUGGUGUGAAUAUGCCGAGGAUGCGGAACACGGUCCAACUACUGUAUAUUUGCAAGAAUUGGCGAAACGGUAUAAUAUGGUGAUAUUAUCACCAAUUCUAGAACGAGACAAUCGACAUGGUGAAACUAUAUGGAAUACAUGCGUAGUAAUCGACAAUCACGGGGAAUAUUUAGGAAAACAUAGAAAAAACCAUAUUCCCAGAGUGGGAGAUUUCAACGAAUCCACUUAUUAUUUCGAAGGAAAUACCGGACAUCCGGUUUUCCAAACGGAAUUCGGUAGAAUUGGAAUUAAUAUUUGUUUCGGAAGACACCAUCCAUUAAAUUGGUUGGGUUUCGGAAUUAACGGAGCCGAAAUAGUUUUCAAUCCAUCAGCUACGAUAAAUGGUUUAAGUGAACCGUUAUGGGGGAUAGAAGCGAGGAAUGCCGCUAUAGCUAACUCCUAUUUCACCUGCGCAAUUAACAGGGUGGGAACAGAGAUAUUCGAAAACGAAUUUAGCUCAGGUAAUGGCUUACCGGCGCAUAAAGAUUUCGGACAUUUCUACGGUUCCAGUUAUGUAGCAGCACCAGAUGGUUCCCGAAGCCCGGGAUUAUCGAGAACCAGAAACGGUCUACUUAUAGCAGAACUUGACCUUAAUCUAUGCAGACAAGUGAAAGAUCUUUGGGGAUUCCAAAUGACCCAAAGAUUGGAGUUGUACGCCAAGCUUUUAAACGAAGCCACCAAACCAGAUUUCAAACAACAAAUAAUAAGAAAGGGAAGCGAUUAAACGAUUAUCUAUUGAAAGUAAGCCAAACUGUUUAUAUUUUUACACUAUUUAUCGAUAUUAAAAAUUGUAUAAAGUGAAA
Molecule: messenger RNA, 1329 nt
Organism: Diorhabda carinulata
Lineage: Eukaryota; Metazoa; Arthropoda; Insecta; Coleoptera; Chrysomelidae
Product: beta-ureidopropionase
Exons: 7
Coding region: 90-1250 (386 amino acids)
Molecular function (GO): beta-ureidopropionase activity
Source: RefSeq, a predicted model, not a curated record